CCGGCCCUCCCACCACUGACUGAGUUUCUGGAGGCCAGGGAGCUUUCUUCAGCACAGGAGGCGCCGCGCUCUGCCGCCGGUCGACCCCUGAGGGCGAGGCCAGAAGGAACGGAAAUGUGGCACGGUUCGGCGGUUCUCAGAUGCGCGCGACUGCCCAAGUACGCACGCUCCGCUGGAGUCUGGGGUGGCCGGGCAGUCUCGGCCGAGACGUGUUUGCUGCGCUUCGGUGCACACAGGCACUGCGGUGCCAACCUCCUGGUUCCGCCCUCCCCCGGCAGGCGCCCACGCGUGACCUCGGCCGCCCACAGGCCUUCGACUCUUCCCGGACUCCAGGUCCCAAGCCACCCCGCUCCACCCUGCGGAUGAUGAAGACAAAGUCCCCCGCAAGUCCCUCAUGUGGGGCAAGGGGGAGGUACCACCUGGGGCCGCCUGGCUCCCCACUGAGCAGAGGUGUUGGCCAAGGCGCUCCCCCUAGUGAGACAAGGUUUUGCCAUGUUGCCCAGGCUUUUCUCAAACUCCUGAGCUCAAGCAAUCCGCCCACCCCAGCCUCCCAAAGCACUGGGAUUAUAGACAUGAGCCACCACACCCAGCCCCAGGUGGCAAGUCUUUCUGAUAGGCACUGCUCCGAAGUGAAUCACACUGUGCUAAGCCCCCACAAGGGAGUGCCUUUGCAGCUUACAGCUGCACACACAUCAUCUCAGGAGGUCCUUGCAACAUUCCCCUUUCACGGGUAA
Macaca mulatta (Rhesus monkey) is the source of this 734-nucleotide messenger RNA. Lineage: Eukaryota; Metazoa; Chordata; Mammalia; Primates; Cercopithecidae. The record is from RefSeq and is a predicted model, not a curated record.